AUGGGAUACACAUCCAAACGUUCGGGGGAGAACCGGGAUGAUGACUCUUCAGACGGAGAAGUACCACAGAGCUUCAUGAUUGAGGCAACGUCGAAGAGACCGAGAAAGCCGCCGACAUCGUCUUUGAAAGGUAAAGAACCUGCCCGAAGACGUCAACAACCUCUACAUUCAGCUCCAAGUGGGAGAAAGAUACCACCUUUGCUACCUACCCAUACAGUCUCAAUACCUCUAAGGCCUUCAGAGGUCGAUGAAGGGCUCACUCCUCCGGGUGACACAUUCAGCGAAGCUUCCGAACGUGAACGUCCAAAGCAGAUGCGCGGGCUGGACGCUUAUGAACGUGCAUUAUGGAAUUGGGUGAAUGUGUACAACUUAGAUGCGUUCCUGCAAGAAGUGUAUCUCUACUACGAAGGGAAAGGAAUAUAUAGUAUAGCUUUAUCUAGAGGACUUAAUCUUUUGACAGUCGGCUUCGUCAUUAGCUUCUCCACGUUUCUUAUUGGUUGCAUAGAUUAUUCGAGAAUUCAUCCAGACAAGCAGAUGAGAUUAUCAGAAGCAAUAGUGGAUCGUUGCGUUUCGAAAUUCUCUGGAUUCCCCCUGCUAUUCUUCAUCCUCUUUACUGUCUUCUAUGUCUGGCAGGUUGCCACCUUUGUCCUAGGCAUUAUGCGUCUCGUCGACAUGUACAACUUCUAUACCCAUCUUCUCAAGAUUCCAGACGCAGACAUCCAGACAAUAUCCUGGUCCGAAAUCGUCCGUCGGAUAGGUAUGAUUCGUGAAGAGAAUCCGCUUACCGCCAUCUCUUCCAAUCGUGUUAGCAGUAAUGAUACGACCACUGCCAAGCUUGACGCGCACGAUAUUGCGAACAGAAUCAUGCGACAAGAAAACUACCUCAUCGCGUUGUUCAACAAAGACCUACUAGAUCUGCGAGUGCCUCUGCCAACGGUGCUCAAGAGAUUUAUUUCUCAAGAUCAAAGCAAGAGCAGAGGCAAGAUGCUCACUCAAGCGUUGGAGUGGAAUCUUCGGUUCUGUCUUAUGGAGUAUCUAUUUGACAAACAUGGAAGGGUGCGAAAACUUUUCUUGAAAUCGAAGAAUCGCGCGGCCCUUAUCGAGGGACUACGACGACGAUUCGUUUUCAUGGGCAUCUUGAACGCGAUAUUUGCCCCCUUUAUCGUCCUGUAUCUUCUUAUGUAUUCAUUCUUCCGAUAUUUUGAAGAAUACCACAAAGACCCUUCUACGAUUGGUGGCCGACGGUACACGUCAUACGCUCAGUGGAAAUUCCGAGAGUUCAAUGAACUUCCGCACUUGUUCAUUCGUCGACUAGAUGAGAGCUACCCAUUGGCGAACAUCUACAUUGGACAGUUCCCAAACGAAAAGAUGACUAUAAUUAUGCGAUUUGUAGCUUUCAUCGCAGGAUCCUUUGCCGCUGUUCUCUUUCUCGCCACAGUGUUAGACCCCGACGUUUUUGUGCAUCUCGAAAUAACGCCUCAUCGCACUGUGGUCUUCUACCUUGCCUUGUUUGGAUCUGUGCUCGCGGUCGCAAGGGGUAUGAUCCCAGAAGACAACCGGGUGUUCGAUCCAGAGAUGCUUAUGACGGAGGUGAUCAACUACACUCACUACAUGCCAGAUGAGUGGAAGGCACAGUUGCAUAGUAAGAAGGUCCAUCAAGACUUCGGAGAACUUUUCGCGAUGAAGAUCAUGAUCUUCGUUGAAGAGGUCCUCUCUGUAGUACUCACACCUUUCGUUUUAUGGUUUUCCUUACCCAACUGUGCACCUGCCAUCAUCGAUUUUUUCCGUGAAUUUUCUGUGCAUGUCGAUGGACGUGGUUAUGUUUGUAGCUUUGCUGAAUUCAACUUUGAACGACAUGGCAAUGUCAAGUUUGGUGCCCCGGGCCAGAUCGAGGAUCAACGAAUGCUAUCUAACGAAGGGAAGAUGGAGAAGAGUUUCCUCAAUUUCAAGGCUGCCAAUCCCGAAUGGACACCAGACCCUUCAGGUUCCCUCUACCUCAGCCGCAUACACGAUUUCACUGCUGCACAUCCUACGGUCAACUCACUGCUCCGCCGACGACAGAUGGAAAGCUCCGGAAUAUCACCGUUUACUGCACACCCUGUGAAUCCCCCCUCUCCGAUACCUGCACGGAAGACUGAAGUUUCCCUGGCGGACAGAGCACAAGAAUACGACCGCGCUCUUCUCCAAAGCCAGCAUGCUGCACGAAGACGAGGGGUAGGUGGUGGUAGCAUCAUGGGAAUGUCGGUAUUGAACCCGCGUGCGGGACCUUCUGCGUCAUCGAUAUUUGGGCCCAGUGUGAUGGCGGGUGCGCAGACUGCUGUCCUGGGUGACUCACAAGGGAGUGUGAUGCCAGAACCAGCACCAACAAGACCGUCAAUCGACGCGGAAGUAGAAGAGUCGCGGAUUGGAGCUAUACCUGAUGAGGAGGUUGGUCCGGAUGGAGAGGUUGGAAGUAGAUUGGGUGGAUCAUAUGUCGACGGCGCAAGACGGCCUUCGAGGCCUGUGUACGAGGAAGAGGAUGAAGAUAGCCUCGAGGAUGGAGGUGUGUUGGGGCUCCUGGCGCAGAUCUAUGGGAGGAGGGAUGGACCGAAGCUGGGAUGA
Messenger RNA from Lentinula edodes (shiitake mushroom), 2601 nucleotides. Its product is annotated as autophagy protein Apg9-domain-containing protein. Gene Ontology annotation, biological process: protein localization to phagophore assembly site; autophagy of mitochondrion. The record is from RefSeq and is a predicted model, not a curated record. NCBI's taxonomy places the organism in Eukaryota, Fungi, Basidiomycota, Agaricomycetes, Agaricales, Omphalotaceae. Gene Ontology annotation, cellular component: autophagosome; phagophore assembly site. Bases 1 to 2601 code for a protein of 866 amino acids. The transcript has 10 exons.